Molecule: messenger RNA, 4441 nt
Organism: Oncorhynchus keta (chum salmon)
Lineage: Eukaryota; Metazoa; Chordata; Actinopteri; Salmoniformes; Salmonidae
Product: CUGBP Elav-like family member 5
Exons: 12
Coding region: 148-1722 (524 amino acids)
Biological process (GO): mRNA splice site recognition; regulation of alternative mRNA splicing, via spliceosome
Cellular component (GO): cytoplasm; ribonucleoprotein complex; nucleus
Molecular function (GO): mRNA binding
Source: RefSeq, a predicted model, not a curated record
GACAGGUGCCAUUUGGGAAUUGGGACAGAACAAGCCUGUGUGUGUUUCCAUCUGAGUGCAUCGCUCUUACCCUUUCAGUAGCCUGCUAGUGUGUGUGCGUGUCUCAGUCUGUGUUGUCACUGUCCUCCAACCUACUCCCAGCUCAGCAUGGCCAGAUUUACACAGAGUGAAAGCAGAAGGCAUCAGCAGCAGCACCAUCCCCAGCCGCCUCAUCCCGCCCCCGUCAACCUGCUUCUACAGCAGCCGCUCUUACUUAUCCCCCAUCAGCAUCAGCUCGAUCACAGCCCUGUUCCGAAGCCCAUGAACGGACCCGAAACCGUCUCCAUGCACACGGACAGCGGCGCCAUGAAAGACCAGGACGCCAUCAAGCUCUUCAUUGGACAGAUACCGCGGAACCUUGAGGAAAAAGACCUGAAACCUCUCUUUGAGCAAUUUGGGAAAAUCCACGAAUUGUCUGUUCUGAAGGACCGAUACACAGGCAUGCAUAAAGGAUGUGCGUUUCUCACCUACUGUGCCAGGGAGUCUGCCAUCAAAGCCCAGAAUGCAUUGCAUGAGCAGAAAACCCUACCUGGGAUGACUCGUCCCAUCCAAGUGAAACCAGCUGACAGUGAGUGUCGUGGAGAGGACAGGAAGCUGUUUGUGGGGAUGCUGAAUAAGCAGCAGACUGAGGAGGACGUGUAUCGCCUCUUUGAGCCCUACGGUGCCAUCGAGGAGUGCACCGUGCUAAGAGGUCCUGACGGAAACAGCAAAGGUUGUGCGUUUGUGAAGUUCUCUACUCACUCUGAAGCUCAGUCUGCCAUCAGCUCCCUGCAUGGGAGUCAGACGAUGCCUGGAGCGUCAUCCAGCCUGGUGGUGAAGUUUGCAGACACAGACAAGGAGAGAACCCUACGGCGCAUGCAGCAGAUGGCUGGACAGUUUGGCAUGUUUAACCCCUCUGUCUCUCUACCCACGUUCACUAGCUACAGCAGCUACACACAUGCCUUGAUGCAGCAGCAGCAGGCUGCGGUGAUGGCCGUGUCUCAGGGGGGCUACCUGGCCCCCAGCCUCUCCUUCCCCUCCGCCCAGCUCCACCAGGUGGGGGCGCUAACCAUGAAUGGCCUGCCGCCCAACACCCUCAACUCCAUGUCAGUGAGUUUGUAUUCCCCCACUGCAGGUCUGAGCUCCCCUCCGUCCACCAUGCCCUCCUCCCUGCCCAGUCUGGUGACCCCCAUGAUGAACGGGUAUACGGGCCUCGCCCCCCAGGCUAACAUGCACCCUCUGGAGACCCUCUACACCAACGGCCUGCCCCCCUACUCCACCCAGAGCCCCACUGCUGCAGACACACUGCAACAAACCUUUACUGGGGUGCAGCAAUACACAGCCAUCUACCCAGCGACUACACUGACGCCUGUGGGUCAGUCUCUGGCACAGCACCCUCAGGUCAUUGGCCAACAACAGAGGGAAGGUGAGGGACCAGAGGGAUGUAACCUGUUCAUCUACCACCUGCCCCAGGAGUUUGGGGAUAACGAGCUGAUGCAGAUGUUCCUGCCUUUCGGCAAUGUCAUCUCCUCCAAGGUAUUCAUGGACAGAGCCACCAAUCAGAGCAAGUGUUUUGGCUUUGUGAGCUUUGAUAACCCGGGCAGUGCCCAGGCUGCCAUCCAGGCCAUGAAUGGUUUCCAGAUCGGCAUGAAGAGACUAAAGGUGCAGCUGAAACGUCCCAAAGACGCCUGCCGUCCCUACUGACACCCCCCAGCAAAGGUUUAAACAGAAGUAUGGAGGACGUCUUUGAUGGAAUAAGACAUUUCAUGAAGGAACAAACUCAAAAGUAAUUCUGUUUUUAAAACAAUGGAAAAUAGACUUCAUAUGGGAGUUGAGAAGAGAUUUUCAUCUUCAAACAUAUCUGACUGGGAGAGGACAGGACUCGCAGCUCUGCAACAGUGAACCUUUGGUAUUACAGACAGAGAGCAAUGGGAUAGAAGAAGACUUUCAAAACAAAUGUUUUUGUUGAUACAAACAGAAACAACUUUGAACAAUUCAGCAUCUUUGGAGACUUGGUAGUGAAGAAGAACACCACAAGCAGACUAACAAGCAAUGCUAGAAAGGAUAUGGAUUUCUGAUAGACUCAAAAAGCAUAGUAAACAGGAGACGUCGGGUUUUUCCUACCAUGUAAUGAACGAAUAAGGGUUCAAACUUGAUCUGAGGAUGCCCAGUAUAUCUGGGAAGAGAUUAUUUACAUUUGUCUUUCUUUCUCUCUCUCUCGUUCUCUCUCUCCUCUUUAUUCUUUCUCUGUGAGUCCCAAGCUUGCAAAUUUCUCAAGUUUCCAUAGCAACCAAGCGAACUGCACCCCCUUGGGAUCGGAGGACCAAAUGUUUUUCUCUUUCUCUUUAAUAGUCAUGUACAAAAUACUAACAAUCAUAAUACAAUAACAGUAUACUGCUUAGUUUAGUGCAAACUAACAUUCAAAAAUAAUUUAAAUGCAGUAUUCUACUGUAGUUGAAUAAAUAACAGUGACAGAAAGGUUCUUUAGGUCAGCAUUGGAUAAUUCACCAUCAGUGUACAGCUGACUACUAAGCAGUAUGUAAAUGUGAACUUGGAUCAUGUAGCAGUCAGUUGGAGAGGUUAGUGAGGGAGAAUGUUGCCGCAAGCUCUUUCUGAGGGCUGGAAUAGAUAAUGGAGCAGUUGUUUUGUUGAAAACCACCUCUUAUCAUCUGUUUACUGGUACACUUCAUCUUUGGGCACUCAGUUUGAUCCUUGAACUAUUUGAGUUCUGUCUCCCUCUGUGCAGCAACCACUCUGUUCUAUUCAAAGAUGCCCAUAGGUACAGAUCUAGGAUCAGCUCACUUUACCUGAAUAUUAACCUUUAAGCUGGAAUCCAUUGUGGUGAAACUGCCCUCGUCCGUUUGCAAUAUUACAACAACAAACACAUUACUUCAAACAAUGAAGUAACGUGUUUUUCCCCUCUGACAUCAUUACAUGCACUAUUCUGCCUAUGGAGCAAAGGCCAUGGGAUCACAUUUAGCUUCAGAAGCUAACUGCAGGUCUCGGGUCAGGGGUUAAAAAAAUGAUGUCAGGAGUGCCACAUGGAGUAGAAUGACUAAUACUAUACUGUCAUGUAUAGUGUAAUGUUAUUGGAGUAUAUCUAAUACAUAAAGUAUAAAUCCAUAGAAACUGUUCAUAGGAACUGAUCUUAGGUCAGCUUUCUGGUUUAGGUGCUUAAUGGUUUAAGUUAGGAUUUGGGGAGGGACAGCAGAUCCAAGAUCUGUGUCCACUUUGUUUAGCCAGUAGACUUCAUGCAUCGGGUUCUUCCUGGUCAGGUCACAUUCUCAUGAAAAACUCCUCCCCCUUACAGUAGCACAGAAACACUAGUAUGGCACAAGUUACAAGUUGUUUAUUGCACAAGCUAUUUUAUCAUUGUAUAACAGGGGUGUCAAACUCAUUUUGCGAUGGGGCCACAUUCAGUCUUCAAUGAGAUCCGGAGGGCCGCAGUGAAAAUUGCUUAUAUUUCACCGGCGUCUAAAUGUUCAAUAAAUUGGCCUCUAUCCAUCGUUUGUUGAAUUUGCGUUGCUCCCUGACUGUCUAGCAGUCAUUUGGGUGAUUAUUAGCUCGCUGGACAAAGUAUAUUGAGUUUGUUUUCCUACACACAAAAAAAACAAAAACAAUAUUAUUUUUGACUCAAACCACCCACAAGCCAGAUUGGACCCCCUCGUGGGCCAGAUCCGCCCGCAGGCCGUAUGUUUGACAUCCCUGGACUACACAAACUCGGGAAAAGCAGGUCUGGUUAAAUCCGGACAGUAAACUGUCAGGGAAGGUGUCAUCAACAGCAGCACAGAGUGAUGCAGAGUUAGAGUAGAAAGCUGUUCGAUCCAAUUGAGUCUGACACCGUCCGACAACCAUUACAGUUUAGCAGGUGUCUGCUUGCAUUUGGGUGAAACGUUUAUUUAGUUUGGAGAGACAGAGAGCGCAGACACUACUUUAUUGGGAGAAAACAUGAAAUUGGCUUUUAAAGGGCUAUAGAAGGUCCAAUUGUGAGAACUAGUCAUUCAUUGUGCUGUGUAGGACAGGUUGGGAACAUUGUCAUAGUACCUCCCUCAGGGAACACUAGAAACCAACAGAGGAACAUAAAAAAACACUCUAGAAUGCACCGGUGACAAUUCCAAGAGACACUAAAAUGCACCAGUGACGAUUCCAAGAGACACUAAAAUGCACCAGUGACGAUUCCAAGAGACACUAAAAUGCACCAGUGACGAUUCCAAGAGACACUAAAAUGCACCAGUGACGAUUCCAAGAGACACUAAAAUGCACCAGUGACGAUUCCAAGAGACACUAAAAUGCACCAGUGACGAUUCCAAGAGACACUAAAAUGCACCAGUGACGAUUCCAAGAGACACUAAAAUGCACCAGUGACGAUUCCAAGAGACACUAAAAUGCACCAGUGACGAUUCCAAGAGACACUAAAAUGCAC